CUUGGGCACAGAAUACUGUUACGAGAACUUGGGUUUUUAAUAUUAUUGUUUUUAGUUUAGCACCAUAUUAAUUUUCUUAAUUAAGUGAUAAAGUCAUUGGGAUUAUGGCUGCCCAUAAUAAAUUACCUGGUACUGGCUUAGAAGAUGUUGGUGUACCAGGACAGACGUUUCUUAGGGAUGCAUUGACCAGUUGUACUGAUCCCCUGAAAGCAAUUGAAGAAUUUCAACUUGAAAAUGGAAUACUUUUGCCUUCACUCCGGCCUAUGCUGCCAUUAUUAGAUUUGCACGGUGUACGACGCCUAGAUUUUCACACAUCAGUGCUAGAGGAAUUAAGAGACAAAUUAAUAUCUCAUAUUAACGUAUUAGGCGGUAAAGACGGUAAAGGUAACGAAAAAAAGCUAAAAGAACUGCUUGCUAAGAGUUUUCCGGUAGUAAAAGUUAAAGCUCUCAGACCAGUUAUCAUGGGAAUUCUAAAAAAUAUACCUCAUAUUGAUGACAAAUAUUUAAAAGUUUUGGUCCGAGAUCGUGACUUGUACAAUGAUACAGAUACUGAAGUGAAACGGCAAAUAUGGCAAGACAAUCAGUCGUUAUUUGGUGAUGAAGUGUCUCCUUUAUUGAGUCAGUAUAUAAGAGAAAAGGAAAAUGUGUUAUUUGAUCAUGAAAGUUUUGCUAAUAUAUUUUUCACAUCAUCUCCUAAGUUGAGACGAGCAAGUCCCGUUGUAACUAAACUAAAACACAUGGUAGGAACAAGUAUCAAAUUGUAUGAUAUGGUUCUACAAUUUCUACGAACAUUAUUUCUUCGUACUAAAAACAUACACUAUUGUACACUAAGAGCUGAGCUUUUAAUGACUUUGCAUGAUGCAGAAGUUCAAGAAAUUAUAUCAGUGGAUCCUUGUCACAAAUUCACUUGGUGCCUAGAUGCAUGCAUCAGAGAAAAGAAUGUUGAUUUAAAAAGAUCUAGAGAGUUACAAGGUUUUCUGGAUGGUGUUAAGAAGGGCACUGAACAGAUACUUGGAGACUUAUCAAUGACCCUGUGUGACCCAUUUGCAGUAAAUUUUCUGGCUACAUCAGCUAUUAAAAUUUUGCAUCAUUUGAUCAACACAGAAGGACUUCCAAGGGAUAAUACUAUAUUAAUUUUAUUACUCAGAAUGUUGGCAUUAGGCUUAGGUUCUUGGAAUAUAAUUAAUACUCAAGAAUUUAAGGAGCCUAAACUGGACAGUCAAGUGGUAACAAAAUAUAUGCCAGCCUUAAUGUCCCUGAUGGUUGAUGAUCAAGUUCGCGCUUUACAUAAUAAACUCCCGCCAGAUGAAAGAGAAUCUGCCAUCACUACUAUAGAACACUCGGGUCCUCCACCUGAUGCUUGUGAAGCUUAUAUGAGAGAAAGCCCUGUUUGCAGUAUUCUAGCUAUGUAUUAUACUCUUCAUGCAGCAAAAUUAAAAGAUAGAGGUGCAUUAUUGAGAAUUCUUAGCAUAUUAGGUAGUUGCAAUAACAAUCUUGCAUAUUCUGAUCCAUUCUUGCAUGCCUUGGUCGCACUUUUGAUUCAACUGCCUGAUGAAUUUCAAGGUGAAGACUUCAGUACUGUGCUGUUUGAUGAGUUCUUCUUUGCUGGUUUAUCAAAAGACAAUGUUACACGACAUCUCUUGAAGUUACUAUGGUACAUUCAUCCAAAAUUACCGGAAACUAGGAUUCACACUUUAAUGAAGGCUCUUCAACCUGGUACACAACAUAAUGAGUCAGUGCAUAAGUUGUAUGAAGCUUUACAACAAAAGCUACACACUCAAGCAGAACCCGCACAGGCCACUACUGAAAUGGAUUAUUUAGAUUCGCCUUUAAUGAGUGUACCAAUGCCGACUCCCUCUCCCUACCAUAUGUAGGGCAUAUGAGAUUUAUAUUAUUAAUAAGCUUUGAGUUAGAUAUUAUGAUAAUUAUUAAAUAUAAGUAUUAUAAUUUUAAUAAUCA
Leptidea sinapis is the source of this 1959-nucleotide messenger RNA. RefSeq names its product negative elongation factor B (gene NELF-B). The transcript has a single exon. Gene Ontology annotation, cellular component: NELF complex; nucleus. The coding region runs from base 105 to 1874 and encodes 589 amino acids. Lineage: Eukaryota; Metazoa; Arthropoda; Insecta; Lepidoptera; Pieridae. Gene Ontology annotation, biological process: negative regulation of transcription elongation by RNA polymerase II. The record is from RefSeq and is a predicted model, not a curated record.